CCACACUGUUGUGCAGCCCUAAUCCCGAUGAACAAAUGAUAACAAAAUAAUUAAAAUCGCCUAAGUUGACGAUUAAUGGAAGCAAUGGGGGACCAAUUAAUACUGGCCACCGGUGGAUACGAUCACACAAUCAAGGUGUGGCAAGCCCAUACCGGCAACUGCAUCAAGACAAUGCGUUUUGUGGAGACAUCCCAAGUAAAUGCGCUGGACCGCACGCCAGACAAGACGCGCCUGGCGGCAUGUGGCUAUCAGUGCAUCCGUCUGUAUGACCUGGAAUCGAAUUGCACCGCUCCGGUGAUCAACUUUGAUGGCGUGCAGAAGAAUGUGACGCGGCUGGGCUUCCAGGAGGAUGGCAACUGGAUGUUCACCGCCGGCGAGGAUCAUCAUGUGCGCAUAUGGGACAUGAUAUCGGCACCGCCCCACUGCUCGCGGGUCUUCGACUGCGAGUCGCCAGUGAAUGCCGCCUGCCUGCAUCCCAAUCAGGUGGAGAUCGGCAUGGGGUCGCAGAACGGCAACGUCUUCCUGUGGGAUGUCAAGUCGGAGAAGCACGAGUGCAUCGUGCCCGAGGUGGAUGCGUCCAUUCAGGACGUGGCCAUCUCACCCGACGGCCACUACCUCGCGGCGGCCAACAACAAGGGAAACUGCUACAUCUGGUCCCUGUGCAGCAGCCCCGACCAGAAGAUGAGCACCAUGCGACCCACAAAGAAGAUCACAGCGCACAGCCGCUACAUUCUGCGCUGCAAGUUCAGCCCCGACUCGCGCCUGCUGCUGACCACCUCCGGCGAUGGCACGGCCUGCCUCUGGAAGACCUCGGACUUCAGCAAGUGGCGCGAACUUUGCAUCGAGAACUAUUGGGUGUGGGAUGCGGCGUUCAGUGCAGAUUCCAAAUGGCUCUUUACCGCCUCAUCCGACGGUGUGGCGCGCCUGUGGAAGCUAGAGACAAAGACGCCCACGCGGGAAUACACCGGCCACACCAAGGCCAUCACUGCCCUGUCCUUCAAGGAUGAGAUUAUAAGGAAAGUUAAUCACUAAAUAGAAUGUAAGAAAGUCUUUGGUUAAGUCAAGAAAAAGUAGAGCCGCUGCCCAGUCCGAUUGUCUCCUACUCUCUCUCUCUCUCUCUCUCUCUUUUGCAUUUAAUUUCUGGCAACCAAAACAAAUUUCACUCUCUCUUCGCUGUGGGUUUUAGUUCUUAGGCUAAAUGUUCUUCUAACUUUCUAAUCUAAAAAUGCUUCCGAGUUGAGCAAUUGUUCAACUUUGAAUUCAACACCAAACAGAGCGAGACAAGCGACACUGGGAGUGGCAGAGAGGCAGGCAAACGCUUAGGCUCUGGCAAAUAAUUUUUGGAGGCAGUUACUCAGCGACCAUCCCAUCCCCCCCACCACCAGCAUUAACCAGAACUGAAGCAAGCAUCAAACAACAACACGUCGCCAUUCAACGAUAGUUCAGCAAACAAAACAAAAAGGAACA
Molecule: messenger RNA, 1467 nt
Organism: Drosophila subobscura
Lineage: Eukaryota; Metazoa; Arthropoda; Insecta; Diptera; Drosophilidae
Gene: Lst8
Product: protein LST8 homolog
Exons: 2
Coding region: 76-1032 (318 amino acids)
Biological process (GO): TOR signaling; regulation of actin cytoskeleton organization
Cellular component (GO): TORC2 complex; TORC1 complex
Molecular function (GO): protein binding
Source: RefSeq, a predicted model, not a curated record